UUCGACUAAAUGAUUUCUGUAACUGUUUUCAGAACUGGAGAAGCACAUUGAAGACAUGCAUGUCCUGAUUACCACCCCAUUCCACCCAGCUUAUGUCACUGCAGAGAGGAUAAAGAAGGCGAAGAAUCUUGAGCUUCUUCUCACGGCAGGAAUCGGCUCCGAUCAUAUUGAUCUUCCAGCAGCUGCUGCUGCGGGCUUAACUGUGGCUGAGGUCACUGGAAGCAACACUGUCUCUGUGGCAGAAGAUGAGCUCUUGCGCAUUCUGAUUCUGCUCAGGAACUUCUUGCCUGGGUACCAACAGGUAGUUCAAGGUGAAUGGAACGUAGCAGGCAUUGCCCACGGAGCUUAUGAUCUUGAAGGAAAAACUGUUGGGACUGUUGGGGCUGGUCGUAUUGGCAGGCUCUUGCUUCAGCGUCUUAAGCCCUUUAACUGCAACCUACUUUACCAUGACAGACUUCAGAUUGACCUAGAGCUUGAGAAAGAAAUUGGGGCCAAAUUUGAGGAGGACCUGGAUGCUAUGCUUCCAAAGUGUGAUGUGAUUGUGAUCAACACACCUCUUACGGAGAAAACAAGAGGCAUGUUUAACAAAGAGAGGAUUGCAAAGAUGAAGAAAGGUGUAAUUGUUGUGAAUAAUGCUCGAGGAGCAAUCAUGGAUGCUCGAGCAGUCGCAGAUGCAUGUUCUAGCGGUCACAUUGCUGGAUAUGGUGGUGAUGUGUGGUUCCCAUAGCCAGCACCAAAGGAUCACCCCUGGCGCUACAUGCCUAACCAUGCCAUGACCCCUCACAUAUCUGGGACUACAAUUGAUG
Molecule: messenger RNA, 806 nt
Organism: Zea mays
Lineage: Eukaryota; Viridiplantae; Streptophyta; Magnoliopsida; Poales; Poaceae
Product: formate dehydrogenase 1, mitochondrial
Exons: 4
Coding region: 56-727 (223 amino acids)
Cellular component (GO): chloroplast; mitochondrion
Molecular function (GO): NAD binding; oxidoreductase activity, acting on the CH-OH group of donors, NAD or NADP as acceptor; formate dehydrogenase (NAD+) activity
Source: RefSeq, a predicted model, not a curated record